CAUAAAAAUAAAUUAAAAAAUUGACAAAAAUAAAAAAAAUAUAAUAAUAACGCGGUUGGGCCCAAACAAGAUAGGGAAACCCCCAACCCGAAAAUCGGUGACAAAAAAACGUCGAAUUGCAAUGUUUUUGUUUCAUAAUCAACGCCUCUUCGUGAUUGAAUUGAUCGAGAUCCUGCUGCUGCUGCUGCUGCUAACCGACCACAAUGGACGACUGACACUAACCAAGGAACCGACAACAGUUGCUGCCGUCACACAACCGAAGAACUCAUCCACCCUCACACCGUUUCUGCAAAUCCAGAAGCACGCCGUCACAAGACUGACCAUCAGCAAGCCCCACAGCUUCUACUACCUGCCAUGCAUACCCAUCCUCUCGCCCUACAACUACUACCAGGACAACCAGCCCAUCUACUGCACCUGGUAUCGGAAUGACGCGGUCAUCGAGCAAUUGUCCAUUCGCAAGAAUGACUUCUUCAUCUUCGAGAAUGGGACGCUGCGUCUGCCGCCGAACGAGAAGGCCACCGGCGCCUAUCGAUGCAAGAUUGAGUGGGAUGAGUCGGCGGUAAUAUCCGACCUCAUCACGGUGGAAUAUCCAGUCCUCAAACGAGUCUUUUUGGGUCAACAGCAGCAGGCCAAUAUUAGUGCUGUGGAGGACAAGCCCCUGGUCCUGGGCUGUCCCUUCCUGAGCGUGCCCCCCGCCCGUUUCAGCUGGUAUUUUGGCAACGAUUCCCUGGCUAAUGACAACAGUGCUCUUAUCCUGUCCAAUGGCACUCUGAUAUUGCGGAAGUUACGUCAGGAGCAAGCUGGCAAGUACAAAUGCGUGGCCCAGAAUACUUUUGCCAACAAGGGCCACCGCCAGUUUAUCUGGCAGCUGCGCGUGGAGGCCAAAGGCGAAGAGACGGACGUCCUGGACCAGGAGGAGCGGGAGCAUCCGGAGACGGCGGUGUCGGAGGCCCAGCUACUGCCGGCCUUCCAGAAUGCUACCGUGUAUGUGCCCGCCGGCGGGUCGGUGUUGCUGCAGUGCCACGCCGUGGCCGACUUUGUGCCCAUUGCGUGGUAUCAACUGCAUCCGAAUAAGACCGUAGUCCGGCUAAGCAACAAUAGCGUGGCUCUGGCCAUCAAAAACGCCAGUUACGAGCGCCACGAGGGCCACUACAGCUGCAUAACACCGCUGGAAACCCAGACAUUCCACGUGAUAGUGACCACUCCGCCGAGAAUUGUUAGCCGGUUGCCUGUGGAACUGGUCUUUAUAAGCCUAUCGAAAACCCUAACCUGCCGGGCGGAAGGUCAUCCGCAGCCCAGUAUCACCUGGUACCACAAUGGUGUCCAGCUGAAUAGCUCCUACACGCGCUACAUAAACGGCAACGAACUUCACAUCCACUCCUUUGACCCCAUGGAGGAGGGCAUCUACCAGUGCAUGGCGAGAAAUGUGGCUGGCGAGGAUUCCGCCACGGGUGAGAUGCGUUUCAAUCCCCAGCCGGAGCAGGCCAAUCCCCUGCAGAACAUUCGCUGCUAUCCGCACAGCUUUCACACCAUUAAUAUAACCUUCGAUAGCCGGACCCUGGAGUCCAUGUUUGUGGUGUACAUUGUGAGGAGUAAUCCGCAUAGCUGGAUGUCGUUUGCGCCGAUGAAACUGAAUCAGACCUCGUUUGUGGUCAUAUCCACUAAUCUGCCAGUGUAUCGACCCUUUGCUCUUAUCACCAGGUUUCUCUAUCCCACCUCCGAGGUGAGAUCUGGAACAGCGGUUCCGCAGCAAACGAUUCUCAGUUCGCUGCGGAGUCCAGCGGUCACCUGCUGCACCCAGGGAUUGAUGCUGCGACCCAUAGCCGUGGGCAAUGACACGUUCGUAAAGUGGUCCCAGGGCGAGUUGGAAACCAAAAAGUACUUCAUACUGCAGUUUUCCGUCAAUCAUACGUACCCGCAUCCCUCCCAGCUGCUGAACGGGCCUCUUCAUGGCACCCUAACGCCGGUGGAGGAGAAGGUGGAUGAAGUGCGUCGCCAUCUGACGAUAAUCCAGCCCCUGAAUCAGUCGGCGGCUGCCACAGUGCUGAGAAAUGCAGAGCACGAGGUGUUGGACAAUGAAGUGGAUGACAUGACGCUGGAGCUGGAAGAGGACAUCUUUAGCUUGGUGGUGGAUGCCAGUGUGACGGGAAUGCUGCUGCAGCGCUUCACUCGCAUCAAGAUGAGGGUUCUAAUCAUCACCAGCGAGAACGAGUUUCUGGGCCAGGACUUUCGCUACGUUCAGUGGAAGAUUAUCGAGAAUGGCACCUCGGAGCAGUCCAACAUGCCCUUUCGACUGGUUACCAUCGAGUCCCGGGCAUUGACCUUCAAGUUCCUGGAGAGCCUAAACGAGACUUGUGUGUCGGAGUGCCACAUGUUCAUACCGCCGCAGUUUGCAAACCAGGAGCCCAAGUGCACGGAUCGGAAUAUCUCCAACUCCAUGCUGUUGGUCACCGAUCUGAAGGCGGACCAGCGCUAUAAUCUGCACUUUUACAAUUGCAAAACUCGCAUCUUCUACGGCGAGUUGGAUGUCAAGACGGAACAGGAUCCUCCUGGCACCAUCAGCAACUCAAAGCUGAUUAAGCAGAAUGGCGGCCUGAAACUUAUAUGGGAUCCACCCGUCAACCCCAAUGGACGCGUCCACCACUACGACAUCAGGUGGAGCCUGGACAAUGUCACCCAUGAGGCCAUUGUUAAGGAGUGCAAGCAUUGCUUCUAUAAGUUUCCCAAUGUCUCGGACACAGCCAAAAUCCAUGUGGCUGUCCGGGUAAUGGGCGACACAGGAGCCGGUGCUCCCAUUUACUUUGACAUGGUGAGAAACAACCACACCCUGCUGGAGGAGGACCACGAAUCCUCUCGGUCAGAAGUCUACAGCGGCAUAGCCAUCGGAUCGCUGCUGUCCAUCGUCUGUGUCAUGCUCUUCGGAGUGUUUAUAAUCUUUCAGCAGCGGCGCUUCAAGGCGCGCGCCCAGGGGCCCUCCCAUCUGACCACGCCCACGGACAUCAACUUCGGUAAUCUGAGCAGUGCGUCGGGAAUACCGGGAGACAGUGCCGGGGGGCUGAGUGGAGGCACACUGCAGCAGGAUUGCCACGAAAUGCAGACACUCAUUCCGCGGUCGCGCUACCACAUCGAAUUGCUGCCGGAGCACACACUGGAAUACCAGACGAGUUCGGCGGCCGCAGCAGCGGCAGUCGUCCACCUGACCAAUGGCAACGGGAGCGUGCAGGUGGCCAGGCGGUCGGAUCAGGAGGAUCUGAGCAUUGCCGGGGUGCACAAUCUGUCGCAGCUGCCGCUGUGUCAGUCCACGUCGCCGGAACGGAAGACCGUGCAGGAUGCCAUGCGGCAGGAGGCGAAGGCCUUCUACAUACCCUAUCGCCACGCUCCGCCGAACGCCGUGGCUCUGAGCGGCGGGGGCCACAAACAGCGGGCGGCCAGCAACUCCGAGCUGGAGGUGGUGGUGCCGCCGAACUCGCUUCCUUUGGUCUCCACAAUGCCGGGCUUGGGCGGAGGAGGCACGGGAAGUGCCGGCAUUAAUGGAGGUGGAGGUGUCAGUGCUCGACGCAGCGGAAGUCUGAGCAGCAGCAGCGCCAGCAGCAGCAGCAACGGCUCCAGUAAGAAGCAGUUCCACACCAACUUUGUGCGCCACUCGAAUUCCAAUGACGGCAUCUGCCUGCUGGCCGAGGAGGAGGCUGCCGCCACCCUGACACCCACCUCGGAGCGCGAGUAUGCGGCUGUCUGCCUCACCAAUGGUUUCAAGCUGCCCGCCGAUGUGGCCAAAACGGGCAGCACCCAUUACAGCACCAACAACAACAACAGCAGCAGCAGCAGUAGCAACAGCAGCAAAACCAGUGGCGCCGGUAACAAAAGUCAGAAAGCCGCAGCUGCCGGCUCCGGCUGCGGCGGGCCGGCAAAGGAUCGGCCGCGUCGAGGCAACGGUAAUCCGAUCUCGUUCGGCCACUAUGCCACAUCCAUAGUUCCUGCCAACGGACCCGCAGCAGCAGCAUAUCCUGCGGCCGUUAACCACAACAACACAACCAGCAAACAGUCCUGGCCGGCGGCGACGGUGGCCCAUCGGAGGGCCCAGGUGGAUCCAAACGGGUGAAGCCACCAGCUGCCAGUUGAGGAAAAGUAUUUUUACGAAGCUACCACAUAGAAGCAAACAAAACUACAUAAGUUACAAACAAAACUGAAAAACAUUCGCAGCUUGAAACAUUCCAAAAGAAAAGAGAAAAAAGGAAAUAUAUAUAUAUGUAGGAUCACAGUGCGUAUUAGUGAUGUUUAGCAUUUAUAAAGAGUACAUUUUAUAAAUGUAAAUAUUUAGAAACUGAAACUAUGGAACUAUGGGAGAAAUGAUAGUAUAAGCUGAUAUUUAUACACACACAUGCACACUUGUCUGCAAAAAACACAGUGUCUACAUACGCUAAGUUGUAUGCUAUAGUUUUUUUCUCGCGAUUUUACAUUUAUACUUUUUGUAUUUGUAUUUGUUUAGUUUUUGUUUGUUUUCGUUAAUUGAGGCUAAUUUUUAUUUGUAAUUUCUUUAAAAUACAUAAGCACAGGCAUUAUUUAUUGUUGCUUUCGAUGCAAAUACAUACAUAUAUAAACAAAUAGCUCAGCCCACAAGUAUGCAUUUCCAUAUUUGUCGCCAAUAAUUACUACGUUUAGCAAAAAAAGCAAUUACACUCACAUAGUAGAAAACGCAAACAGUACAGCCAAAAAACCACACACUCACACACUGCAAUAGACCAUACCAUAUAGUACACUCAACCACACACACCCACUCAAAUACCACCACUUAACCACAAUAGUCACAAGUGUUCACAUCGAUUUCGAUUUAAAACGUAAUGUAUUCAAUAAUAUUUGUAAUUUUAUUUAAUUUAUAUAUUUGUAGUCUUUUUGUAAUGUUAACGAAGAGUUUCAUUUCUGCAUAUUUACUGCUGCAUUUUGUUUUGUUUAUAAAACCGAUAUAUCAAAUGUACCUGAUUAUAUUCAUUUUGCAUUCUUGUUUUUUGUGCUCUCGUCCACACACACACACAUAUAAAAGCAAACACAAACACAACCCAUACAUGUAGACCCGUUAACACACACUUACCAAACUCCAAUUUGUGCACAUUCAUAUUACAUAACUAAUAAUAAGCCACAGAAUCCAUCGUAAUACUGCCGAAUUGUAUAUUAAAUUCACCAAUCGUACCUCGUUUGUGCAAAACCAACAAAACCUGUAGCUGCGCCAAAACAAGAAUAUCCACAAAAACGCACGCAGAGCCGUUUCCUGAGCUCCUGCUCCUUUUCCACUGAUAGUAUUUUUGAAAUGCAUGGGAAAAGCCAAUUCAGUCCGACACUGGCCGAACUGGCUUAAGAGCGAAAUGUGUGUUUUGUGAAUUAUUGUUCAGUGUGAAGCGAGAGGAUUGUUGCACCAACCAACCAACCCAUACCUAAAAUGUAAACCUAGAUGAAGCAUUCCACAAACGUAUGCAUUUCGCAGAUACAACAGA
Molecule: messenger RNA, 5486 nt
Organism: Drosophila bipectinata
Lineage: Eukaryota; Metazoa; Arthropoda; Insecta; Diptera; Drosophilidae
Source: RefSeq, a predicted model, not a curated record